AUGAAUACAGUUUCUCACACUCGUUUAAACCAGGCAUUCGAACAUCUUGAUGUCAAAUGCGAUGGCGAAAUUGAAGCUAUCGUUCACAAGGCCGUCAACAAUAUCAGUGCAGAACUUCGUAAAAUCAGUUUGGACCUCCACGACAACAUGGAGACUGGCAUGAAGGAAUACCAUGCCCAUGAUGUUCUUACCAAGUUUUUGGAAGAACAAGGCUUCAAGGUGACGCGCCACGCCUACGGUAUGAAGACCGCCUUUACUGCUGAAUACAGCCGCGGAUCGGGCAGACGCAUUGGUUUUUGUGCCGAAUAUGACGGUCUUCCUGGACUUGGACAAGGUUGUGGACAUAACUUGAUCGCCAUUAGCGGUCUUGCUUCCGCUGUCGGUGUAAAAGCUGUAUUGGAAAGUGGUAAAGCUUCCGGCAAAGUAAUCUUGUACGGUACUCCCGCCGAAGAACUCUCAAUCGGUAAAAUUGUCCUUGUGGAAAAGCGCGCUUUCCAAGACAAUGUAGAUGUCUGCUUGAUGUUGCAUCCUGCUGCGGUUGACCAUCAAUACGGUGCCAUGAUUGCUAUUCAUGACGUGAAAGUCGAAUUCUUUGGCAAGCCUACUCAUGCUUCAGCAUCUCCCUGGGAAGGUGUCAAUGCAUUGGAUGCUAUGGUGCAAGCAUGGAACAGUAUCAGUAUGAUGCGUCAGCAAUUGCUUCCAACCGACCGAAUUCACGGUAUCAUUACCGAUGGUGGUAGCGCACCCAAUGUGAUUCCAGCGCACACCUCUGCCUUCUUCUUCGUUCGUACCACCAAGUAUACUCAAAUCCAGCGUCUGAUGAAGAAGAUGGAAGCUUCCUUUGAAGCCGCCGCUAUGGCCACUGGCUGUGAGGUGAAAUGGACAUGGCGUGAAAUUGGUGUUACAAAAGAUGUGAUUCAAAAUGAUGUGAUGGCUGAAACUUAUGCAGAAUAUAUGAAAAAGACGGGCAUUCGAUUCCCUUCGCGUGAAGAACAAAUCAAGGCCGGAGGAGGAUCGACCGAUAUGGGCAAUGUCAGUUACGAAGUGCCCUGUAUCCAUCCCUUGUAUGGCAUUCACACCACCGCUUCCAACCACACGGUGGAGUUCACUGCGGCGGCUCGCACCGAAGCGGCGCACAAAGAUACCAUUAAUGCUUCCAAGGCCUUGUCUUUGACCGGUAUCAAAGUCUUAUUGGAUGCAGAUUAUUUUGACGCUGUCAAGCGCGACUUUGCCAAUUCGAUGAAAGAGGCAGUGGCAGCUUCGGCUGAUCUUUGAACAGGACCCGGAAAAAGAAGGAAAGCGAGAACCAAUGAGGUAUCCAAACGCGAUAUCUGAUUGGUUAGUUAUGCGCUCGUUUGUUUUGGUUUGAAAUUUUUUUGAUGACCGAAAAAUGUUUAAAAUAAAAAUAUGUCAACUUUUUUUUU
This is a messenger RNA of Radiomyces spectabilis, 1424 nucleotides long. RefSeq lists its product as uncharacterized. The record is from RefSeq and is a predicted model, not a curated record. Bases 1 to 1275 code for a protein of 424 amino acids. Lineage: Eukaryota; Fungi; Mucoromycota; Mucoromycetes; Mucorales; Radiomycetaceae. Gene Ontology annotation, molecular function: dipeptidase activity. The transcript has 10 exons.